This is a messenger RNA of Chironomus riparius, 1347 nucleotides long. The record is from the annotation of a GenBank genome assembly. Lineage: Eukaryota; Metazoa; Arthropoda; Insecta; Diptera; Chironomidae.
AUGGGAAUUUUACUACAAUAUUUUGCGGCAUUUUCAUCUGCUCUUGGAGCUUUGAGUGCCGGCACUGCUCUUGGAUGGACAAGUAAUCUGCAGCAUAAAAUCGUCUUUUUCUCAGAUUAUGGCUUCAAAGUGACAGAAGUUGAGUUUUCACUCCUUGGAUCAAUGCUUAAUCUGGGUGCAGCUUCUGUUUGUGUAUUGACAGGCUUUAUGAUUAAUUAUUUUGGUCGUCGUGGAACUAUGCUUCUGGUUCUAAUUCCGUUCAUCCUUGGAUGGUGCCUUCUCAUAACUGCAAUCAAUGUAACAAUGCUAAUCAUUGGACGAGCACUAAUAGGCAUGGCGUGUGGUGCAUGUUGUGUCAGUUGUCCAGUUUAUGUUGGCGAAAUUGCUGAUAAAGAAAUUCGUGGAAAAUUGGGAUCAUUUUUUCAGCUAUUAAUUACAACCGGAAUCAUGUUGGUGUUUAUACUUGGAGCAUACAAUAGUUCUCAAAUUACAAGUUCUGUUUGUGCAUUUAUUCCUCUCUUAUUUGGAUUUUGUAUUUUCUUUUGUCCUGAAUCACCGGCAUUUUAUGUCAUGAAAGGAAAACAUGAUAAAGCCAUGAUAUCAUUAAAAAGAUUUCGAGGAAAGUCAACCGAUCUAUAUGCAGAAUUAAAUUCUUUAAUAGAAGAAGAGGAACUUAGAAUGUCUCAAAAUGUUAAAGCUGCUCUAAGAAAGAAAUCCUCAAUGAAGGCAAUGAUUAUAGCUUGUGGCUUAAUGUUUUUCCAACAAUUAUCAGGAAUUAAUGCUGUAAUUUUUUAUACCACAACAAUUUUCAAAGAUGCCAAAAUAGAGAUUAAGCCUGAAUUAGCAACAAUAAUUGUAGGAGUUAUUCAAGUUUUAGCGACUUUUGUGGCAACUUUAACGGUAGAUAAAAUUGGGAGAAAAAUGCUGUUGAUUAUUUCUGAUGUCUUCAUGGCACUUUGCACGUUGAUGCUUGGAACUUAUUAUGGAUUGAAGGAAUCCAAUGAAGAAUCUGUCAAAGGUUAUGGAUGGAUCUCACUUUUAUCAUUGUGUGUGUUUAUUAUUGCAUUCUCAUUAGGUUUCGGACCAGUGGCAUGGAUUAUGAUUGGAGAAAUCUUUUCAUCAGAUGUCAAAGGAUUUGCAGGAUCAAUGGCAGGAACUAUAAAUUGGUCACUAGCAUUUGCAGUAACAGCUGUUUAUCCGACAAUCCGUGAAUUAAUUGGACCAUCACUAUGUUUCUUAAUUUUCACAAUUUUAAGCACCUUGGGAAUCCUUUUUUCAAUUUUCAUUGUUCCUGAAACAAAAGGCAAAUCACUAGCUGAAAUUCAACAGAAUCUCGAAGGAAAAUAA